This is a messenger RNA of Rotaria sp. Silwood1, 372 nucleotides long. The record is from the annotation of a GenBank genome assembly. Lineage: Eukaryota; Metazoa; Rotifera; Eurotatoria; Philodinida; Philodinidae.
AUGGGUACAACUCCACAAGAGGAAGCACUUGUAAUGAUGCUCUGUGAAGAGGCACACGAUGUUCGCGCUAAAUUUAGAGCCCUUUGCAAUAAACCAAACGGUGGUUCAGAUGCCGAAAAGAAAGAAUUUCUCGAGACAGUCCUCGGGGGACAAUCAUUAACAAAAGAAUUCGAUGAUAAAAAAGCAAAAUAUCUUAUUGAAAAACAUAAUCUUGCUAUAUUAAUUGUAUCAUUUACAAAAACUAUAACAGUUGCAUCUGAAAAACAUUUUAAAAAUCUUUCAACAUUUACAUUUCAUAUUGAUACAAUGAAACAAUAUAAAUCAAUACGUAUUGAUAUUGAUCAAACAAAUAAAACACUUGAACAAUUAUGA